GCAGGGCAAAUGACACGGUGGCCCAGCCAUAAACGCCACUUUCCCAAACAAGAAGCUUGAGGCGGGGACGCGGCCCAGCCACUCACCCGACGUGCCGGCUGGGGAGGAGGCGGCAGGGCCCGGUGUCCCUUUAAGCGGGGAGUACACACUGCCGGCCCCCCCGCCCGUCCUGACGUCAGCGGGACGGCGCGCGAGUGAGUGAGGGGCCGCCGCACAGCGACUCCCGCCGCCGGCGCGCCAGCUGCCGAGCCGCGCCUGGACCCAGCUGCCCGGAGAGACGGAGCCUGUGGCUGGCAAGGCCACCGAGCAGGGCCAGGCCGGGCCCUGCCCGCAAGGACGCCCAAGCCCAUCACCGGCCCCUGAGCUGCAGAGCCCACCAGGCUCUCCUGCUGGCCCCACCAUGACAUCGGAGCCCACGUCACCUCCUGUGGUGCCCCCACUUCACUCCCCCAAGUCCCCUGUCUGGCCCACCUUCCCCUUCCACAGGGAGGGCAGCAGGGUCUGGGAGCGGGGCGGAGUCCCUCCUCGGGACCUGCCCAGCCCACUGCCAACCAAACGGACCAGGACAUACUCGGCGACAGCCCGGGCCUCAGCCGGCCCCGUGUUCAAGGGCGUCUGUAAGCAGUUCUCACGCUCGCAGGGCCAUGGCUUCAUCACCCCUGAGAACGGGUCGGAGGACAUCUUCGUGCACGUAUCUGACAUCGAGGGAGAGUAUGUGCCCGUGGAAGGUGACGAGGUGACCUACAAGAUGUGCCCCAUCCCGCCCAAGAACCAGAAGUUCCAGGCUGUGGAGGUGGUGCUCACCCAGCUGGCACCCCACACCCCCCACGAGACGUGGUCGGGCCAGGUUGUGGGCUCCUAGGCUGGGGGCAGCCACACCCAAGGGCUGGCAGCAGUGGGCCCCACGCCCCCUUAGCACUGCUGACCAGCCCCUGGGCGGCCUCAGUGUGCACGUCCGUCUGUCUGUCUGUGCUCGUGGCCGUGAGUGUGUGCCUCCACCCACCCGUGACCCGUGACUGUUGUGCGAGCCGGCCAGGAGCUGGGGAGGGGAGGCCGCCAGCCCUGCCUUGGCCUGUCCCUCCUCCCUCCUCCCUGCGACACACACAGGACCCUCUCGCCCUCCUGUCUGCCGUCCACAUGUUGACUGAGCUUCUGUGAACCCACAUCAGGCUCACGGGGACUUGGGGGACCCCUCUCUUAUGAGCUUGCUCCCCUCACUGCUGCCCGCAGCCCUGCUGGGCCCCAGCCCACCUGGGGCCAGACCCCGCUUGUGCUCCUGCCUCCUGCCCUGGGCCAGGGUCUCUGCCAUGGCCUGGACCCUUUCUCUCAGAAGCCAGGCAGGUGAGUGCUUUGGGGGGCCUCCAGUUCCCAGCAGGGGAAGAGGAGCCUUCUCACAAGGGGUUCUCGUUUCACUGGGCAGUCCCUCCUCAGCCCCGCAGUGACUCUGAGCCCACAGAGGUCAUGUUCCUUCCCCAGGGCAAGGAGCAGGGACAGGCUCCCCAGCUUGGAUGGAGCCAUCCCCUCUACCCUGUAACUCUGUGGAUGCUUUGCCCUGGGCUCAGCCAUGAUAGCUGCUGAGGAGGACAUGGUGAUGGACCCUCAAGUCCCCUCAGGCCAGGCCUGGCCCAGGCACCUGAAAGAUGGCUCUCAGCCUGGGAGACCACAAGCCUUGCAACCCAUGCCAGACCCUCUUCCCACUGUUGCAGGAUGGCAGCUCCCACAGGCCCCUGACAGGCCACCAGCUAAGGUGUUCCUCCUCCUGUCCAUGCCUGGAGUCCCUCUGGGAUCAAGAUGCGUGUGUGUGGCCAGGGUGGCCUGGCCUGAGAGGCCAGGUGGGGCUCUACCCUGCACAUUUCCUUCUAGAGAGCCCAUACAUAAAAUGGGUAUAAAAGGGGUCACAGGCUCAAGGGCGGGCCUGCCAGGACAGCGACCCUUAUGAGACCCAGUCUGCAAAUAAACUUGGGGGCUUGAACGCCCAGGAUGAGGGGAUCAGUGACUGUCUAAGUGGCCUCGUAGGUGCCUACACUCCAGGUGAGAGAGCAGUGGGACACCUGCCUCUCACCCCUGCCACACAGAGGCAGGGAGCCCAAGCUGCAGGAGGCGCUGGUGGGCCUCUGCACACCCUCUGAGCUCAGCUUCUCAGCAAGGCCCAUCCCGAGGGAACAAGGACUCCCUGGCCCUCUUGGUGGAGGGCUUGUUGGCACAGGAGGACUCCUUGCCCGCCAGGCUUCCCUCCUGUAAGCUGACCCCCUUUCUAGGUGCCCGGGGAGCUGCCUGGGGGCAGUUGGCAGCAGCUCUCCUCCCUAUUCUUGGGCCCUGAAGAGCCCAGUCAGAAUCCUCCCAAGACCCCAGCCACGGACUCCCCCUCCUUCCUAACACUGGCAAUAAACUCUUGACUGUGACCGACCCUGGCCCAGAGC
Molecule: messenger RNA, 2420 nt
Organism: Sciurus carolinensis (gray squirrel)
Lineage: Eukaryota; Metazoa; Chordata; Mammalia; Rodentia; Sciuridae
Gene: Csdc2
Product: cold shock domain containing C2
Exons: 4
Coding region: 401-862 (153 amino acids)
Biological process (GO): regulation of mRNA stability
Cellular component (GO): cytoplasm
Molecular function (GO): mRNA 3'-UTR binding
Source: RefSeq, a predicted model, not a curated record